Hippocampus zosterae (dwarf seahorse) is the source of this 3012-nucleotide messenger RNA. RefSeq names its product potassium calcium-activated channel subfamily N member 2 (gene kcnn2). Bases 876 to 2873 code for a protein of 665 amino acids. NCBI's taxonomy places the organism in Eukaryota, Metazoa, Chordata, Actinopteri, Syngnathiformes, Syngnathidae. The record is from RefSeq and is a predicted model, not a curated record. Gene Ontology annotation, molecular function: small conductance calcium-activated potassium channel activity; calmodulin binding. Gene Ontology annotation, biological process: potassium ion transmembrane transport. Gene Ontology annotation, cellular component: plasma membrane; neuron projection; neuronal cell body. The transcript is spliced from 9 exons.
UGACCAGCAGCCAAUCAAAUGAAUAAAGUCGCCACAGGCGUAACUCUCGAAGGCCGGACUAAAGAGAGAGCGACAAGAAAAAUGUUUUCGGGUGUGGAGUUUACGAGGAGCCGAGAUGGCUGCUAAAUGACGGCCUGUAUUUAGAUUUUUAAUAUAGUUGUUUGAUCAAGUACAGCAUUUUGGUGACCAACUUCAAAAGAGUUGCAUAGACAAGGAUUUAGCGAGGAUUACUAGACGGGACAACUGGAUGGGAUAGAUAAAUAUUUGAUCGAUACAUUUUUCGGAUGGAUGGAUUAAUAUUUCAUAGAUAAAUGGGUGAACGGAUAAACAGAUGCUUUGGUCGAUUGCUAGAUGGACAUGCAGUAUUAUAAUAGAGCGAUAUAGAUUGAUUGAUUGGUUAUACGCUCGAACUGCAAAGAUAAACGCAGUACUAAAAGCAUGCUGUGGGGGGGGGCAAUUCCAAAACAAAAGUUGUGUUUUUUUAUUGAGCUCGAGGGAUAAGGGGAUAGCAAUGCGUUUUAGAUAUGUAGACCAUAUCAAAUAAGUAGACAAGUACGCCACCAAACAAUAUAUCCCAUGCCUUGGGGAGGUGGGGGGGGGGGGGUAUCUCUCAGAACAGAACUCCUGUUCUUCAUUUCUAGACUGUCGACGUGUAUCUCGAGCAGAGCGAAUUAACCCGCGGCUGCCAGCGUUUCGUGACGUCGAAGCAGUUGUUUUGGUCCUCGUUGCCCAAUCGAAUGUGCUCCGGUCUCCUACAGGAGCCGAAAUGGCUCCGUCCUGGUCCGAGUAGCAUACCACCCGUUGCCGGAUCCCCGCGGUAGGCGGACUGCUGCUGCUGCUUUAAAAAAAAAAAAAAAAAGAAAGAGAGCCGUGACAUGGGAAGCCCGUUGCAGCUGCGGAACCAUUUGUACCAAGCGCAGCGGUCGGAUCCGACUCAGUGCCACCGGCACCCCUCCGGAAAGCCGCCGCGCUACACCUGCGCCUGCACCGAUCACUGCACCUGCCGUGCCCGGGAGAGCUCCGUCCUCCGCGGGACGUCGCCGACAUGCCUCGCGGUAACUUUGAGGACAUCUUCGGAGACGUUUUCCAGGCGAGGCGUCCGCGACCGGACUCCAUCUAGUCAUGCUACUUCCACCGGGCAUCCCCCCCUUCCUCCUCCUCCUCCUCCUCCUCGUCAGCAGCAGCAGCAGCAUCCGCAGCAUCCCGGGGCCAGCCGCGCGCACGCCUCCCACCAUGAGACGGCCAUGAGCAGCUGCAGAUACAACGGCGGCGUCCUGCGGCCGCUCAGCCACUUGAGCUCGUCCCGCAGGAACGUGCACGAGUUCGAUUCCGAAUCGCAGCCCCUCUCGGCCGCGGACGCGUCGGACACCUUGGCGAUCUCCAAGCCGGAGAGCCACUCGGCCGCGCUCAUGCCGUACGCGUCCGGGGACGGAGGCGGGGGCUGCGGCCGCGGCGGGGGGAAAUCGGGAAAGAAGAAAAACCAGAACAUUGGGGAGAAGCUCGGCCACAGGAGGGCCUUGUUUGAGAAGCGGAAGCGGCUCAGCGACUAUGCUUUAAUCUUUGGGAUGUUUGGGAUCGUUGUUAUGGUGAUUGAGACGGAACUCUCCUGGGGAGCCUAUGGAAAGUCCCUGUAUUCAUUAGCUCUAAAAUGCCUGAUAAGCCUUUCUACAGUCAUUCUCCUGGGCCUGAUUAUCAUCUACCAUGCAAGAGAGAUCCAGUUAUUUAUGGUGGACAACGCGGCGGACGACUGGAGGAUAGCCAUGACGUACGAGCGCAUCUUCUUCAUCUGCCUGGAAAUCCUGGUGUGCGCCAUCCACCCCAUCCCGGGCAACUACACCUUCACCUGGAACGCCCGCCUGGCCUACUCCUACGUGCCGUCCCAGGCGGACGCCGACGUGGACAUCAUCCUGUCCAUCCCCAUGUUCCUGCGGCUGUACCUCAUCGCCCGCGUCAUGCUGCUGCACAGCAAGCUCUUCACCGACGCCUCGUCUCGCAGCAUCGGGGCGCUCAACAAGAUCAACUUCAACACGCGCUUCGUCAUGAAGACCCUCAUGACCAUCUGCCCCGGGACGGUGCUGCUGGUCUUCACCAUCUCGUUGUGGAUCAUCGCGGCGUGGACCGUGAGAGCUUGCGAGAGGUACCACGACCAACAGGAUACCAACAGCAACUUUCUCGGGGCCAUGUGGUUGAUCUCCAUCACCUUUCUUACAAUCGGAUACGGGGACAUGGUCCCAAAUACGUACUGCGGGAAAGGAGUCUGCCUCCUGACUGGCAUUAUGGGCGCGGGUUGCACCGCCUUGGUGGUGGCUGUGGUGGCCAAGAAGCUGGAGUUAACCAAAGCUGAAAAGCACGUUCACAAUUUCAUGAUGGACACCCAGCUCACCAAACGAGUGAAAAAUACAGCUGCGAAUGUUCUCAGGGAGACGUGGCUCAUCUACAAGAACACCAAACUGGUGAGGAAGAUGGACCAUGCCAGAGUCAGGAAGCACCAGAGGAAAUUUCUCCAAGCCAUACAUCAAGCUCGAAAAUUGAGAAGUGUUAAAAUGGAGCAACGCAAGCUGAAUGACCAAGCAAACUCGCUAGUGGACCUUGCCAAGACUCAGAACAUCAUGUAUGACAUGGUGUCGGACUUGAACGAGCGGGGAGAGGACAUGGAGAAGAGGAUCGCCUUGCUGGAGACCAAGCUCGAGACUCUGCUGAGCAACCUGCAGGCUCUGCCCGCGCUCAUCAGCCAGGUGAUCAGCCAGCAGCACAGGGACUUCCUGGAGGUGCAGCUGCAGCCUUACGACAAACACAGCCCCGAACGCUCGCAGUUGGCGGCGCGACGGCGCUCGGCCUCCACGGCGCUGCCCACCUCCUCCGAGAGCAGCUAGGGUCCCAAGGGAAGGCCUCCAUUCAAGACUUUUGCCAUCAUAUGGCCAAAUUGCAUUUAUCUUAAAGCCUUAUGGCUUCAAUAAGUAUUAUCCCAAUUCUGAUGACAGAAUCCAAUCGUAGUGGAUACAUGCAGUGUUU